Cicer arietinum (chickpea) is the source of this 1982-nucleotide messenger RNA. Its product is annotated as vacuolar cation/proton exchanger 5-like. Gene Ontology annotation, biological process: intracellular calcium ion homeostasis; calcium ion transmembrane transport. NCBI's taxonomy places the organism in Eukaryota, Viridiplantae, Streptophyta, Magnoliopsida, Fabales, Fabaceae. The record is from RefSeq and is a predicted model, not a curated record. Gene Ontology annotation, molecular function: calcium:proton antiporter activity. Gene Ontology annotation, cellular component: plant-type vacuole membrane.
UUGAAUUUGAAAACUAUCAAUCAUAUUUAGUAUUUGUUAAAUAAAUUCAAGUAUUGUAUGGUUUUUGUUAAUAUAAUUGUUCAAUUAAUUCAAGUGCUUUUAAGUUUGUUUUUAGAGCAAGAGAUAAGUACUUAACUAGGCGAUGUUGGCGCCAUCCAAGCCACGUGGAUAAUGAGUUUUGAUGAAUUCAAUUCAAUUGAAUUCAUAACUUCUUCUUCUAGUAUCAUAUAUAAUCUAGAUCUCAACAAAUGGCAGAUUCCAUUAUCAAAGAACAAGAAAGUAUGAUUUGUUAGUUAUAUUUCUCUUUAACCACAUUUGGUUUUUGGAUUUCUCCUUCGGACUAUUUAUCCACAUAUAAGUUGGUUUGGACUAUGGAAUCGUGAAAGGUGUUAGUUUUUAUUUAUUUGGUAAACAUUACUAUAGGGACACGUCAAAUAUUUGAAAACAAUAUGAAGAGGGCUAUCUCGAUAUGGUUUUGCAGGUAGGGUCCUUAGAGGGAAGAGGUGUCAUAGAACUAGAAAACGCAAGCCUACUUAGUCCUUCAUUUCCUAGAAAAGAUGCACCCUUUGUCAAAGAUUCACCAAUUGAUCAUGAGUGUCAGAAUUUUUCACAAGAUGUAAUUAGAAGUAAGGUGCUAAGUAGCAUUAAAGUUGUAGUCUUCUCAACCAAGAUAAACUUACUCAUGCCUUUUGGCCCCCUGGCAAUUUUGAUUGAUAAAUUGUUUCAUAGUCAUGGUUGGGUCUUUCUUUUCAGCUUAUUAGGCAUUAUACCCUUGGCAGAACGUUUAGGCUAUACAACAGAGCAACUAGCUUUCUUUACUGGACCUGCAGUUGGUGGUCUUUUAUAUGCCACAUUUGGAAAUGCAACAGAGCUAAUUAUAUCAAUUCAUGCACUCAAAAGUGGCUUGAUUCGUCUAGUUCAACAAUCACUACUGGGGUCAAUUUUGUCUAACUUGUUGCUAGUGCUUGGAUGUGCAUUAUUUGCUGGUGGAUUAGUAUUUCAUAAGAGAGAACAAGUAUUUAACCAUGCAGAUGCUGCGGUGGAUUUCGGAUUAUUAUUGAUGGCGGUAAUGGGCCUGUUAUUUCCAGCAGUUCUCCACGCUACACACACAGAAAUAGAAUAUGGAAAAUCUCAGUUAUCUCUUUCAAGAUUUACUAGUUGCAUUAUGCUUGUGGCUUAUGCUUCCUAUAUAGUGUUUCAAGUGAAGAGUCAAAAGAAUUUACAAGUUCCAGUUGAUGAGGACAAGAGUUUCAAUGAAGAUACUUCAAAUGAUGCAGAAGUUCCUGAGAUCUCUAUGUGGGAAUCAAUGAUAUGGAUUUCAAUCUUAACAGGAGGUAUAUCUAUCCUGUCAGAAUACUUGGUUAGCACCAUAGAGGGGGCAUCAAAAGAGUUUCAAAUGCCUGUGGCAUUUCUUAGUGUUAUUCUUCUUCCACUAGUUGGGAAUGCUGCAGAGCAUGUUGGAUCUGUUAUGUUUGCUGUCAAAGACAAACUUGACAUAUCGCUGGGCGUGGCUGUAGGAUCUUCAAUACAAAUAUCAAUGUUUGUGAUUCCACUUUGUGUUGUGGUUGGAUGGAUGAUUGAAUGCCCUAUGGACUUGAAUUUUCAGCCUUUUGAGACAACUUCACUUUUCAUGUCAGUUAUCAUAGUUGCCUUCAUGUUGCACAAUGGAACUUCGAACUACUUCAAAGGGAUGGUGCUCAUUCUUUGCUAUUUGAUAGUUUCUGCAAGUUUUUAUGAACAUAUUGAUCCCAUGUCAAUUGAAGAUAAUCCCUCAAUUGCUGGUCCGUAAGAGUUAGUGACAUUAAGGUUUCUGUUGUUUUUUAGCUCCCCUUUCUGAAACCAAGGAUUGCACUUUUGACUUGGGGAAUAAAAUAUGUAUAUCUAAUGGAGGAAAUAAUGACACAAAUUAAGAAGCUCUUGUAUAUUGUUACAGCUUACUCAUUUUAAAUCUUUGACUUGAUCCAACUUAAGGCUAUUUUACA